AUGCUGAAGAUCUCAUUGCUUGCAAGGGACAACAACAGCGAGCCCAAGUCCUUGGAUGAUGGGUCCAAGUCACUCUCGGAGAGCAGCAGCAGCAUCACUUCAGAGAGUGUCCGUCCUGAAGAGGAAGCCAAUGGAUUAUCGAUUAUGCAAACCUUGAUUCACUUAUUGAAAUGCAACAUUGGCACGGGGCUCCUGGGACUUCCUCUGGCCAUGAAAAAUGCCGGCUUAUUGGUCGGUCCUUUCAGCCUGCUUGCCAUCGGGAUCCUCACCGUGCACUGCAUGGUCAUCCUGUUGAACUGUGCUCAUCACCUAAGUCAGAGACUGCAGAAGACUUUUGUGAACUAUGGAGAGGCCAUGAUGUACAGCCUCGAAACCUGCCCAAACACCUGGCUGAGGACCCACUCAGUGUGGGGAAGGUACACUGUCAGCUUUUUAUUAAUCAUCACCCAAUUGGGCUUCUGCAGUGUUUAUUUUAUGUUUAUGGCAGACAAUUUACAACAGAUGGUGGAAGAAGCCUAUGUGACCUCCAACACCUGCCAACCCAGGAAGAUCCUGGUGCUGACCCCCACCCUGGACAUUCGUUUCUACAUGCUGACAGUCCUGCCCUUCCUGAUCCUGCUGGUGUUUAUCCAGAACCUCAGGGUGCUGUCCGUCUUCUCAACACUGGCCAAUAUCACCACCCUGGGGAGCAUGGCUCUGAUCUUUGAGUAUAUCGUGCAGGAGAUUCCAGAUCCCAGGAACCUACCCUUGAUGGCAAGCUGGAAGACUUUCUUGCUGUUCUUCGGUACAGCCAUCUUCACGUUUGAAGGCGUCGGUAUGGUUCUGUCUCUCAAAAACCAGAUGAAGCAUCCACAGCAGUUUUCUUUUGUUCUGUACUUGGGGAUGUCCCUUGUCAUCGUCCUCUACAUCUGCCUGGGGACACUGGGCUACAUGAAGUUUGGGUCGAACACCCAGGCCAGCAUCACCCUCAACUUGCCCAAUUGCUGGUUGUACCAGUCGGUCAAGCUGAUGUACUCCAUCGGCAUCUUCUUCACUUAUGCCCUCCAGUUCCACGUGCCAGCUGAGAUCAUCAUCCCCACCAUCAUCUCCCAGGUGUCAGAGAGCUGGGUGCUGUUUGCAGACCUGUCUGUCCGCACGGCCUUGGUCUGUCUGACCUGUGUCUCAGCCAUCCUCAUCCCCCGCCUGGACCUGGUCAUCUCCCUGGUGGGCUCCGUGAGCAGCAGUGCCCUGGCCCUCAUCAUCCCGCCCCUCCUGGAGAUCACCACCUUUUACCCUGAAGACAUGAGCUGUGUCACCAUUGCAAAGGACAUCAUGAUCAGCAUCCUGGGCCUUUUGGGGUGUGUAUUUGGAACAUACCAAGCCCUCUAUGAGUUGAUCCAACCCAUCAACUAUUCCAUAGCCAACACCACAGCUGUCUAUGCAUAA
Molecule: messenger RNA, 1425 nt
Organism: Physeter macrocephalus (sperm whale)
Lineage: Eukaryota; Metazoa; Chordata; Mammalia; Artiodactyla; Physeteridae
Product: proton-coupled amino acid transporter 3
Exons: 10
Coding region: 1-1425 (474 amino acids)
Biological process (GO): glycine transport; L-alanine transport; proton transmembrane transport
Molecular function (GO): L-alanine transmembrane transporter activity; amino acid:proton symporter activity; glycine transmembrane transporter activity
Source: RefSeq, a predicted model, not a curated record